Gekko japonicus is the source of this 1024-nucleotide messenger RNA. RefSeq names its product tripartite motif-containing protein 7-like. The annotation marks the transcript as partial. The record is from RefSeq and is a predicted model, not a curated record. Gene Ontology annotation, molecular function: zinc ion binding. NCBI's taxonomy places the organism in Eukaryota, Metazoa, Chordata, Lepidosauria, Squamata, Gekkonidae. The transcript has 6 exons.
UCUACACCGAUGGGACCCGGUGAUCCUCGACGAGUGCGGCCACAACUUCUGCCGAGCCUGCCUAACCCUCUGCUGGGAGGAGUCGGGGGCAGGGGGGGCUUCCUGCCCGAUGUGUAAGCGACCCGCUCGGCAGAGGAACCUGAAGCCAAAUCGGCAGCUGGCGAACGUGGUCGAAAUUGCCAAGAAACUCAGUCAUCAGGGGGGAAGGGAGGGGGAGGCCAAGGGGAGGGUCUGCGAGAAGCACCAGGAGCCCCUCAAGCUCUUCUGCAAGGACGACGAAGCCCCCCUCUGCGUGGUCUGCGACAGGUCCAAGGACCACCGAGAUCACCGGGUCAUUCCCGUGGAAGAGGCUGCCCAGGAGUACCAGGAUAAAUUUUGCUGCUGUCUUGGGCUGCUGAGGAAGGAGAGAAAGGAACUUUUAGCACACCAAGUAGAUCUAGUUGGGAAAAGCCAAGAUCUGCUGGGCCAGACAGAAGUAGAGAGGCAGAAGAUGGUGGCUGAGUUCAGAAAAAUGCACACAUUUCUGGAGGAACAGGAGGAACUUCUGCUGGCCCAGGUGGAAGAGGUGAAGGAAGAGAUUGCAAGAGAAAAAGACAAGCAGCUGGCCUGGCUGUCCAAGGAAAUCUCCUCUCUUGGAAGUCUCAUCCGGGAGGUGGAGGAGAAGAUUGAGCAGCCAGUGGCUGAAUUCCUACAGGGUGCCAGAAGCUCCUUGCAGAGGUAUGAGGAAAAAGAAAAGUUCAGGAAUCCAGCCACUUUUACGUCGAAGCUGAAGUGGAGGAUCUGGGAGCUCUGCGACAGAAGCCACUCUCUGGAGCUCGCCCAGGCUCUGCCUGUUCUUAUGCUGGCCCUGGCUUGGCGCCUCUGCAAGGUGGGCGCCGGCGACUCCCGUGAGGCCUGUGAGGAGCUCCACAUCGGCCUCCUGCGCCUACUCAGCCUCCUCCUGUGCCUCUGCCCUGCCACCACCCGGGCCCCCUACCUGCUCGAGGCCAUGCGCGUCCUCUGCACCGCCCUCCUCAACCCAUGA